This is a messenger RNA of Pyricularia grisea, 288 nucleotides long. RefSeq lists its product as uncharacterized. NCBI's taxonomy places the organism in Eukaryota, Fungi, Ascomycota, Sordariomycetes, Magnaporthales, Pyriculariaceae. The record is from RefSeq and is a predicted model, not a curated record. The transcript has a single exon. Bases 1 to 288 code for a protein of 95 amino acids.
AUGACGACAUCUGCAAAGAAGAAGAGAACAAAGAGGAGCAGCGCGAUGACGAGCACGACAACUCGAGGCAUUCCUCCGAGAGGACGCAUCGUGGCGACGGAUGCUGGUGCAGCAGCUGGCGUGCGAGAAGAUUUGGCGGCCAGCAGAUCUUCGCGACCGCGGUACAGGGAGUUUUACAUCUCAGACGCCAUGACCGCCUCGACUGAUGCCGGAGGGGUCCUCAUGGGUAGCCUUUACGAUCUGGUGUAUCGGGUCAUGGGCCACCAACAUUUGAUCUCCAGCUUUUAG